GACUCUCCCAUUUUUUUGUAUCCCCCAAAAAGGAAAAAAAUUGAAACAAUUUUCCAUGAAAUUGCCCCUGAACAACCCUAAAUACCCAUAAACUCCCUUUCACCUACCACAGGCUUGUGUUUUUUUUUUCUCAUAUAUAUUCAUCAAUCUGUGCACAUUUAUCUUCAGGACACCAUAGCUAAAAAUCCACUUUCUCUUUUAGCUUUUGAGUGUGCUCCAAAUUUUUCCUUUUGUUGCUCUCAAGAUGCCGAUGGAUACCGAAACAAAUCAAGCAGGAGAUUUCAUCUUUCGAUCUAAACUCCCUGAUAUUUACAUCCCUAAACAUUUGCCUUUACAUUCUUAUUGCUUUGAAAAUCUUUCGGAGUUCAGUUCUCGCCCCUGUUUGAUUGAUGGUUCAAAUGAUCGAAUCUACACUUAUGCUGAAGUUGAACUUACUUCGAGAAAAGUUGCUGUUGGGCUUAACAAAUUAGGGAUCCAACAGAAGGAUACAAUCAUGAUCCUCUUGCCUAAUUGCCCUGAAUUUGUGUUUGCGUUUAUUGGAGCAUCGUAUCUAGGAGCAAUUUCAACAAUGGCUAAUCCUCUGUUUACACCAGCUGAGGUAGUAAAGCAAGCCAAAGCCUCAAGCGCUAAGAUUGUUAUCACACAAGCUUGUUUUGCGGGGAAAGUGAAGGACUACGCCAUUGAAAACGAUUUGAAGGUAAUUUGCGUCGAUUCCGCACCGGAAGGUUGUUUUCAUUUCUCCGAAUUGAUUCAAUCCGAUGAACACGAAAUUCCUGAGGUGAAUAUCCAGCCGGACGAUGUCGUAGCUCUGCCGUAUUCCUCCGGUACUACCGGGCUGCCGAAAGGGGUGAUGUUGACACACAAAGGAUUAGUCACGAGCGUUGCGCAACAAGUUGAUGGAGAAAAUGCUAAUCUGUAUAUGCACAGUGAUGAUGUGUUGAUGUGUGUGUUGCCUCUGUUCCAUAUAUACUCACUCAAUUCUGUUUUGCUCUGUGCAUUGAGAGUUGGAGCAGCAAUUUUGAUUAUGCAGAAAUUCGACAUUGCUCAGUUUUUGGAGUUGAUACAGAAGCAUAAAGUGACAAUUGGGCCAUUUGUACCGCCUAUUGUUCUCGCCAUUGCUAAGAGUCCAUUAGUUGAUAACUACGAUCUUUCAUCAGUAAGAACAGUCAUGUCUGGUGCUGCACCAUUAGGCAAGGAACUUGAAGAUGCCGUCCGAGCCAAAUUCCCUAACGCUAAACUCGGUCAGGGUUAUGGAAUGACCGAAGCUGGUCCAGUGCUGGCGAUGUGUUUGGCAUUUGCGAAAGAACCGUUUGAUAUUAAAUCAGGGGCAUGUGGUACCGUUGUGAGGAACGCAGAGAUGAAAAUUGUAGAUCCGGAUACGGGUUGCUCUCUGCCCCGUAACCAACCCGGUGAAAUUUGCAUUAGAGGUGAUCAAAUCAUGAAAGGUUACUUGAAUGAUCCUGAAGCUACAGCUAGAACAAUAGAAAAAGAAGGAUGGUUACACACUGGCGAUAUUGGAUUCAUUGACGAUGAUGAUGAGCUUUUCAUCGUGGAUCGAUUGAAGGAAUUGAUCAAAUACAAAGGAUUUCAAGUGGCGCCUGCUGAACUCGAAGCACUUCUUGUCAACCACCCUAACAUUUCUGAUGCUGCUGUUGUCCCAAUGAAAGAUGAACAAGCAGGAGAAGUUCCAGUGGCUUUUGUUGUUAGAUCAAAUGGAUCUACCAUUACUGAGGAUGAAGUCAAGGAUUUCAUCUCCAAGCAGGUGAUAUUCUAUAAGAGAAUAAAGCGUGUAUUUUUCGUGGAGACGGUACCGAAAUCUCCAUCAGGAAAAAUUCUGAGAAAAGACUUAAGAGCUAGACUGGCUGCUGGUAUUUCAAAUUGAUGGAGAUAUUAUAUGUUGUUUGAUUUGUACCUUAUGUUCAAUCAACAUAAUUUCCAGUUUGGCAACGGACGAAAUAUGUCUGUAAAUUAAUUUAUGACUUCUUUUAUCAUCUUUUCAAAUUAUUAUGUGAUGAUAAGGUAUCAAAAGUAUUUUUUGUGGGAAAGAAAUAUAUAAAGAGUUUGUGUUUACAUU
Messenger RNA from Solanum pennellii, 2074 nucleotides. Its product is annotated as 4-coumarate--CoA ligase 1. Gene Ontology annotation, molecular function: CoA-ligase activity. Bases 245 to 1882 code for a protein of 545 amino acids. The transcript is spliced from 5 exons. Lineage: Eukaryota; Viridiplantae; Streptophyta; Magnoliopsida; Solanales; Solanaceae. The record is from RefSeq and is a predicted model, not a curated record.